AAGGCCGGUCAGUCCAACAAACAAGCGAUGACUCCACCUGCUGCUGGUCAGGCUCCCAGUCCUCAACCUACUGGAGUUCAGGACAGUGAUACCAGAGACGAUGCCGCCAUGAAUCGGGUUCUCAUGUGUCUGCAGACAAUGUCUCAACAGAACAAAGAAGUUUUGGUAGGACUUAGUCAGCUGAAGUUCGGAGAGUACUUGAGUGAACCUUGUUACUCAGCCGCAGAUGCCCAGUUACCUGUAGCCCUCAGUCUUCCGUCGUGUCUGCCCCGAAACUGGAAACAAGGAGACUUUGAUGUACUUCUUCUUCACCGACAUUUUGGUUUGGUCGUACUUGAGGUGAAGACAUUUGGUGACAACCUACAGGAACUGAAAAUGUCACAGCAAGAAAUAGAUAAUAAUAUAAAACGAAAGCUGAAAGAGGCCGUGUCACAGGUGGACAAGGCGGAGGCCAUGUUGUCUCACCUGGUGUCCGACAUCGCUCCCGGUCUGCGCAUCACUAAGACCAUCGCUUUCCCCAACCUCACGGCUCAUCAAGUACAGAAGGCUAUAGCUGGUGACACCCAAUUGACUGAAAGCCUGUGUCGGUGUCUGGGAAUAACAUCAGACCCGGCUGACAUCACAGGUGUGUGUCUGUGCUCUGAUCAGUUGUCUGACCCCAAGACACCGCGUGACGUCAGUAGUCACGUGCUGAGGGAACUCGGACACUGGUGGCAGCGACGUGUGGCUGUGGCUGGACCUGAAAGUCACAUGAAGAGCGACCUGUACAAAACUCUGGUCGCCAGGAUACUCAGCCAGCACCAGCGGCAGGACAGUUACUAGCCUAAUAAUUCUAAAUGGUAAGAAAUAAGAGCUUGCUGGUCUUGAUGAACACUUUGGCAAAGCAUCACCACAUGGCAUGGAGAUCAACUUAGAGACAAC
Molecule: messenger RNA, 921 nt
Organism: Pomacea canaliculata
Lineage: Eukaryota; Metazoa; Mollusca; Gastropoda; Architaenioglossa; Ampullariidae
Exons: 3
Coding region: 28-822 (264 amino acids)
Source: RefSeq, a predicted model, not a curated record